Impatiens glandulifera is the source of this 456-nucleotide messenger RNA. RefSeq names its product secreted RxLR effector protein 161-like. NCBI's taxonomy places the organism in Eukaryota, Viridiplantae, Streptophyta, Magnoliopsida, Ericales, Balsaminaceae. The record is from RefSeq and is a predicted model, not a curated record. The transcript has 2 exons. Bases 1 to 456 code for a protein of 151 amino acids.
AUGUCUCGACCUGGUAAGGAACACUGGCAAGCGGUAAAGAGAAUAUUUCGCUAUCUGAGAGGCACAUCCGAUGUUGGUCUCAUUUAUGGGAGUAAUAACCAGUGUCUCGUAACUGGUUAUUCUGACUCAGAUUAUGCUGCAGAUAUCGAUGGUAGAAGAUCAAUGACUGGUUAUAUUUACACCCUCGGUGACUCUGUGGUUAGUUGGAAGGCAAUAUUACAGUCGACGGUGACGUUGUCCACUACCGAUGCUGAGUAUAUGGCGCUAACUGAAGCAGCCAAGGAAGGUAUAUGGUUGAAAGGAUUAAUCAGUGACCUUGGUAUCCAUCAUGAUCAGAGAAUCAAAGUGAAGAAGAUCAGCACACAUCAUAAUCCUGCUGACAUGUUCACGAAGCCGGUUCCACUUAACAAAUUCACCCAUUAUUUGGACAUGCUAAAUGUUGACAGUUGGAAGUAG